AAACAGACAAUCUGGUCAUAGAAGAAGACAUGAGCCAAGUUCAGCUGGAUUGCAUUCGUAUAUGGCGUUGUAAGGAACCGAAAGAGGAGGAAACUGAAAAUGCACACCCAUAGAAAGAACAUCUCUUCACCACCGCAUUCUGCACCUGCAACCACAGCCACGAUCGAGCAAGAUAGUAGUUGCUACCUCCGCCGGGGCGGACCUACUCAGUCGAAGAGUAGACCAUCCGAGAGGCGCCGCGAAUUGGUGUUCAUGAUGGAUAAUGAGAAUUUAGCAGACAAAUUCCUUCGCAGCUAG
This is a messenger RNA of Serpula lacrymans var. lacrymans S7.9, 297 nucleotides long. RefSeq lists its product as uncharacterized. The record is from RefSeq and is a predicted model, not a curated record. NCBI's taxonomy places the organism in Eukaryota, Fungi, Basidiomycota, Agaricomycetes, Boletales, Serpulaceae. Bases 100 to 297 code for a protein of 65 amino acids. The transcript has 2 exons.